This is a messenger RNA of Micromonas pusilla CCMP1545, 876 nucleotides long. RefSeq lists its product as uncharacterized. The record is from RefSeq and is a predicted model, not a curated record. NCBI's taxonomy places the organism in Eukaryota, Viridiplantae, Chlorophyta, Mamiellophyceae, Mamiellales, Mamiellaceae. The transcript has a single exon. Bases 1 to 876 code for a protein of 291 amino acids.
AUGCCCGCGGUGUGCACGGCGCGCGCGCUGACCCCGCGCGCCGCCGCGGGCCCGUGCCGUCAUCGCCCCGCGAACGGCCGCCUUCUCCCGCUCAGAAAGCCUCUGCCGGCGUCGCGCGUCGCGGCGUUCGAUCUUCGACGCCCCGCGUCCGGGUCGUCCGCGGCAUCGCGCGCGCGCGGCGGUCGCGCGACGUCGACGUCGACGACGACGACGCGCGCGACGCCGCCGGACGCGGACGGACCCGAGGCGAACGCAUACGACGACGACGACGCGGACGUGGCCGCGGACGCCGCCGACGCGGACGACAACGCGGACGACGCGCUCGCGCCGCGGGCGGGGACGACGCGCGAGGGCAGCGAGGACGACGAUCCGUUCGAUUACCUCUCCUCCGCCGACCCCCCGAACGACCCCGCGAAGUCGAAGUCGAGCGCGGCGUCGCCGUCGCCGACGCCCGCGGCGGAACCCGCGCCGUCGCUCGCGCCGCCGACGCCGUCGCCCGCGCCCGCGCCGGAAGCCGCGGAAGCCGCGGCCCGGGACGCCGCGCUCCCGCCGACGCCGCCGCCGACGCCGAAUCCGCCGCCUUCGACGCGCCCGCCGCCGCCGCCGUACGACGGCGCGCAAUUCGACGUUCGAGGCGACGCCGUGUUUGGCGACACAUACGCCAACUACCCCGGGUACGAGGGCGUGUACGUGGACAACACGAACGAGGAGAACGAUCGGCGCGGGAUCGUGGCGCCGUCGCCGGAGCAGCUCCUCGCGGCGGCGGCGGCGGCGCCCGCGCCGGCGCUCUCGCCCGACGAAAAGAUGGCCGCGGCGGCUUUGGAGCUCAGGCGCGUUCUAUACACUAGUUCCCAUACGACCGCGUUGGCGUGGUGA